AUGGGUUGUGUCAAACAAUCGCAAGGGAAGAAAGGAAAGUUAGAAAAAGUGAAGAGAAGAAGGGAGAGAAGGAGAGGGAGAGAAAAGAAGAAGGGAUUGGGCCGGCGCAUUCAUUCAAAUGAGUCGAACAACCACCUGCUGCUGUCGUGA
Molecule: messenger RNA, 150 nt
Organism: Uncinocarpus reesii 1704
Lineage: Eukaryota; Fungi; Ascomycota; Eurotiomycetes; Onygenales; Onygenaceae
Exons: 1
Coding region: 1-150 (49 amino acids)
Source: RefSeq, a predicted model, not a curated record